Messenger RNA from Bipolaris sorokiniana ND90Pr, 747 nucleotides. RefSeq lists its product as uncharacterized. The transcript has a single exon. Bases 173 to 718 code for a protein of 181 amino acids. Lineage: Eukaryota; Fungi; Ascomycota; Dothideomycetes; Pleosporales; Pleosporaceae. The record is from RefSeq and is a predicted model, not a curated record.
GACGGGGAGGGAGGAGGGAGGCAACGUUUUUUUUUCCUUGAGCGCGAGACAAGACGCGAAUCAAAGGCAGUGGUUGAGCAGGUGGGACAGGACUCGAGAAGCGGAAGAUGCUGGGCGCCUGGGCUUGAUUUUCAUAAUGUCAGCGUGAUUAGGGCUGUGGACGGUUUGCGGCAUGGGCCAGUCUACGCCUGGAGACAUGUUUAGGGGCAGCUUGCUAGGGGUUAGCAGUGGGUUGAUUCCCCGGCCAAAUUGCACGGUUGCGUCCCCCUCCGCCGGCGAGGAUGAUUUGGAUGAUUCGUGUGAUUCGUCGUGGGCGGGGCCAAGCUCCCAGGGGCACGUGCAAUCUGCAAGGUACCCUCUCCCCAUUGGCGCCACCCAUGCUGCUCAUUUUGCGGGCUGUGGGUACAUUUCUGCCGCCCAACGCCUCCCACCAUCCACCCAUCCAUCCAUCCAUGGCCUCGCCUCGCCUUGCACCGCGACUUGCCCACCCGUCUAUCCAGCCCUUCAGCAAUUCGCGACUACACACCAGACAACCAUUGCCGGGCGCACGCGCGGACCGCCUCCCUUUCGGGCCGGAGCCCCACGAUCAACACCUCUCGCUACUGUCGUGCACGUGACCCACCGCUCCCUGCUACUUACUUCCACAUGCCCACAUGUACUACACACUUUCAUACGUGCGUACACAUGUAUGCACACAUCUUCCCCCAUGUCCGGCUAAUGCAGGUACCCCCGCCAGACGUGCAGCAG